This is a messenger RNA of Guyanagaster necrorhizus, 1359 nucleotides long. RefSeq lists its product as uncharacterized. The coding region runs from base 1 to 1359 and encodes 452 amino acids. The record is from RefSeq and is a predicted model, not a curated record. NCBI's taxonomy places the organism in Eukaryota, Fungi, Basidiomycota, Agaricomycetes, Agaricales, Physalacriaceae. The transcript is spliced from 13 exons.
AUGGGUAAUACUCAUGCUGCGAUCGAGGCCUAUCGCCGGACAUUAGAUAUCAUCCAUCAAGGACUGUCGUGCUUGGGCCGGGAUGGGACAGUCCUACAGGAUGCUGGGCAAUACGGCGGGCGCGCAAAGUCUAAUGUGUGCAAGAUGAGCGAGAAACGGAGCAUGAAACUCGAUGUCAAGGGCGUCCAAUUGCGGUGUGAGGUCCAAUAUACCGAGGGCGACUUGGGUGAUCUCGACGUUCUCCAGAGUCAGUUUGGUGAGGGAACGCUGGGACCGCACGAGGAGGGUAUGGAAGCUCCGGCCAACAACGUCAGUGCGGCGAGAAGCUUCUGCUCGCACGGAUUUAAAACACGCAAAUUUGCAUGGGAAUGCGGAGGUCACGAAGAAGGAGAACUUUUUUUGCAUCAUACGGAGAAAUGCGACAGUGAUCUCGUCAUUCCCAUCACUGAUGCCGUUAGAAUAAGAAACAGCACAACAUCGAAGACAUUUGAAAGCGUCCCAGUCUUCCUCGCAGAAUAUCGUGCCAUGCCAAAGCGAGUCCAAUCGCCCCCACACCUCGGAAAAGCACGCACGCGACGGACUGGAGAUGAAAACCUCGACAUUACGCCACCGCCUACAGUGGAUCAUCGGAAUCUCCAGCGGGCUCUCUCAAGGAUGGUGGGCAAACGGCAAAUGCUGGAAAACGAUUCGUUGAAACGAGAUGGGUUCUUUGCAAACCUUACGGCCGUAGCGUCCUCGCGACACGAGCAUCGGUCCGGCUGCGACAUCGAAAACGUCGUAAAAGCCGUCGGGCCGUCUCGUGCCCUUCGAAAUCUUGUUCCCCUCUCGGAUCCAAGACAUCCUCCUGCCAUUCUCUGUGCGCGAGUUCUGGGAUACACUCUUACAGAAGCCCCCCGUCUGACUCUGGCUGUGAUCGUAUGGCAAAAUCUAUCAACGAAUGUAGUAAUGACAACAUUUACUUGCCUUGGGGAACCUAUAUUCAGCGCUUGCGUUGCCUAUCAUCCGUCUCGUCCGGAUGUCAAAUAUCUGCUCGAGUUCUGUAGAUACGUCCAGGAACAACCAUCUCUAAGCUUUAGCACCGCAAAAAAGGCGGCUCUUUUCUUUCUUCGCGAUGGUUAUCACUGCAUGUUCAAGACAGACAUGUACGAUCAGGAGUGCUUCGACCAGAAUUCAUCAGCAGUUCCUGCUCAGAACCCGAACUGUGACUGGGAACCCCCUCAAUGCACAUUUAUAUACACAUCGUUCAUGAUGCACGAAUGGGAGGCCUCCAUAUGGGCUGCGAUAUCUAUGUUUGGUGCAGGUUCUGGAAGCCAUCGAUUGGAGAACAUCCUCACGUGGCUGCGUGGCUUCAAGCUAUAG